CCAUGACUCGCCGCAGCCUCGUAUUGUAGCCCCGAACUUGUCAGUCAGUCUCUUCUCAUUGAAAAGAAAACCAUGUCGGCACUAAUCUCAAUCAAGAUCGCCAGAUCCCUUGCAUUAUAGCAACGUCUAGCUGGCAGCAUGACAUCGGUGGGAGCAUGCUGGCUACUCAAGAGUCUUGCGCGAGGCGCAACCACUAGACUCUGCCGUCCGCAGAGUUCGCGGUCUUAUGUCCUGCGACGACAUCAACAUACGGCCUCGGGAGAAAGCCGCCUUCCGCGUAUCGCACAGCCUUCGAUCUGGCACUCCAUCAUUCCACGUCCCCUGCGCGGCCGAUCUGCAUCUGCAGAAGGAAAGAAGAAGCCAACCAACCCUGCGACGUACUUUCUGUGGAUAUAUCUCUUGAUCGGUUCUCAGGCUAUUCGGAUUAUGGGUAUCCAGAAUGAUUUCACGACUUUUAUGCGUAGAGCAGACCUCAAGAUCGAGGCAUUGAGACAGGUUGUCGAGAAGCUUCAGCGAGGAGAGGAGGUCGACGUGGAAAAGGUUCUUGGAACUGGAGACGAGGUCCAAGAGCAGGAAUGGGAGGAAGCGUUGAGAGAAUUGCAAGAGGAGGAUAGAGUAUGGCAGGCCAAUGCGAGAAAGAGGCGCGAAGAGCAAGAACGUCUAGCAAGAGAAGAACAAGAUGCCAAUCCAGUCAACGAGUCUCUCGACAAGGCACAAGGAAACAAUGCAACACAUUUGGCCCCACAACCUGUGAGGCGUUCGAGACCGGCAUUCUACUGAAGUUUUACAACUCGACUACAUGUUGCUCUGAAAGAGACCUCGGACAUGGCCUUGAGACGCCAGUACAUCAUCAGGCAUUCUUCAGAACACAGUCGAGCGAUGGAACAUAUAUGUGUGCAACUUUGUUAACUCAACCAUGAAGACCAUCCGUUGAUUGCACCCACACUACCGUCGAAAAAAUGUCCAAGUUAAUGCGUGCAAGUCGCCAACCCAGGGUAUCACACUUGGACACUUUUUCGCCGA
Messenger RNA from Exophiala viscosa, 1023 nucleotides. RefSeq lists its product as uncharacterized. The transcript has a single exon. The record is from RefSeq and is a predicted model, not a curated record. Bases 139 to 780 code for a protein of 213 amino acids. NCBI's taxonomy places the organism in Eukaryota, Fungi, Ascomycota, Eurotiomycetes, Chaetothyriales, Herpotrichiellaceae.